GAAACUAUGGGAAAAGGAUUCUAAUAAGAUCCACAUCAGCCUUUCAGUGGCUCUGAUCCUCCUCAACCUUCACUUCCUCCCCAGUGAGGCCGUGGCAGCAUCGUCCAUCGAUGGGUUAUGUCUUUACAUGGCUAUUGGUCUUCACUACUCCCUGUUGGCCACUUUCAGCUGGAUGGCCUUGGAGGGUUUGCAUCUCUACCUUCUGUUGGUCAAAGUCUUGAACAUCUACGUCAGGAGAUACCUGCUCAAACUCAGCUUGGUGGGAUGGGGUCUUCCUGCAGUCAUUGUGUCAGUGGUCKUGAUUGUAGACAUAAACUUUUAUGGCCAUGCCCCAGUGGAUGUGYUGAACUCCAAUGGCUCUGCAAUUUGCUAUCUAACUAAUGGCACAGUGAAGUUGGGGAGCACGAUGGGAGUGUUUGUCUUGGUGUUCCUCUUCAAUGUGAUCAUGUUUGGAAUUACAAUCAAAUGGUUUGUAAAAGCCAGAUCCAGCAAAGAGAUUGGAAAGAGUGCUCGUAAUUCAGCCAGGAAGGAAAUCUGUACCCUGCUGUUAGUGAUGGUUCAGCUUGGCAUCACCUGGGGUCUKAUCUUCUUCUCAUUUGGCCCACUGUCCACUCCUGGCCAAUACGCCUUCUGUAUUAUCAACUCACUGCAAGGCCUCAGACAGUCAGGAUCAGGAACAGGACCUCGUCCACGACCAUUACAAACACUGGAACCCCACAGGGGUGCGUCUUUUAGCCCGAUCCUCUACACUCUGUUCACCCAUGACUGCGCUGCCUCCCACGAAAACAACAUCAUCCUGAAGUUCGCUGAUGACACGGCAGUGAAAGGACGCAUCACUGGGGAUGAUUAA
This is a messenger RNA of Austrofundulus limnaeus, 850 nucleotides long. RefSeq names its product G-protein coupled receptor 64. Lineage: Eukaryota; Metazoa; Chordata; Actinopteri; Cyprinodontiformes; Rivulidae. Gene Ontology annotation, cellular component: plasma membrane. Gene Ontology annotation, biological process: cell surface receptor signaling pathway; adenylate cyclase-activating G protein-coupled receptor signaling pathway. Gene Ontology annotation, molecular function: G protein-coupled receptor activity. The record is from RefSeq and is a predicted model, not a curated record.